Messenger RNA from Piliocolobus tephrosceles (Ugandan red Colobus), 252 nucleotides. RefSeq names its product cytochrome c oxidase subunit 7B, mitochondrial-like. The transcript is spliced from 2 exons. Gene Ontology annotation, biological process: mitochondrial electron transport, cytochrome c to oxygen. The coding region runs from base 1 to 252 and encodes 83 amino acids. The record is from RefSeq and is a predicted model, not a curated record. Gene Ontology annotation, cellular component: mitochondrion; respiratory chain complex IV. Lineage: Eukaryota; Metazoa; Chordata; Mammalia; Primates; Cercopithecidae.
AUGUUUCCCUUAGUCAAAAAUGCACUAAACACACUAAGUCAUCUCCAAGUUCAAAGCAUUCAGCAAACAAUGGCAAGGCAGAGCCACCAGAAACACACAUCUGAUUUUCACGACAAAUAUGGUAAUGUUGUAUUAGCUAAUGGAGCCACUUUCUGUAUUGCUGUAUGGACAUAUGGAGCAACACAAAUUGGAAUAGAAUUGAACCUAUCCCCUAUUGGGAAAGUCACUCCAAAGGAAUGGAGAGAUCAGUAA